Molecule: messenger RNA, 690 nt
Organism: Rotaria sordida
Lineage: Eukaryota; Metazoa; Rotifera; Eurotatoria; Philodinida; Philodinidae
Source: the annotation of a GenBank genome assembly
AUGGCUAGUAACAAUGAAUAUGAAAUCGCUCUCAUUGACAAUGAAACAGAUGCACGUUUAUGUGCUAAACUAAUAGCAGAAGAAUUUGCUUUACACAAUCCUUUAUCGAUUUUUAAUCAGGUAACAGCUGAACAUUUAUUUGAUAAAUGGCUUUGGCCAUUAAUGAUCGAUGUACUUGAUGAAAAAUUAUCAUUUCUUGUAAGAUAUCGCCCAACGAAUGAAAUUAUUGCAGCAACAAUAGCAAAUGAUCUAUAUUUAGUAUGUGAAAAAUAUCCAUAUGAUCCUUUUAGUCCUGCAUCUAUCGAUCCAAUGGUAGACUUAUUUGAAGAAAUACGUGAUCGAUUUGUUCAUCAUGAUUUUGACCAAAAGUUACAAGCAAAUAUGGUUUUAUGUAUUUCAGCUGGUGCAACACGAUCUCAACAUUCAGGUAAAAGUUUAGGUAUUCAAUUACGUACUCGUAUAUGUGAUCAUGCACGAAAUACAAAAGGAUUCCAAUAUGCAUUUAUAAAAACAAAUAAUCCAGCAACACGUCAUAUUUAUGUUAAAAAAAUGAAUGGAAAAGAAAUGUCAAUUCUUGAUCCAGCAACUUGGGUAUGGAAGAAAAAAGGCGAUGGUUUAUCAUGUCCAGUUAAAGACUAUAAGGGCGAGCCAAUUGUUAAUGUUCUUGUCAAGUUGAACGAACAAAAUUAA